Molecule: messenger RNA, 2069 nt
Organism: Striga asiatica
Lineage: Eukaryota; Viridiplantae; Streptophyta; Magnoliopsida; Lamiales; Orobanchaceae
Source: the annotation of a GenBank genome assembly
CGUAUGUAUAUUUACCGUGCUUGAGAAUCACACAAAGUGCGGAAAACAAUAUAAAAAAGUAUUUUAAUCAUCUUUUCUCCCACUCGUCAACCUACGCUACAUACGGAGUCGGAGUUCGAUUCCUGAAUACUCUUCGCGCGGCCUUGCGCGGCCAAAAUAAUGAUGAUGUUUUAUAUUCCGUAGAAAAUCCGUGUAACUAACUGGAUAAGCACGAAGUUGAGCUUUUGAACAGAAUUUGUAUGGUUGUGGUUGUUGACACCCAACAAGAUCCAUCAUGUCUCAACAAAUUAGGCACUCAAUCAACAAUAGCACCCGAAGAAGCCCGCAAUCUUACCACGACCCUUGGAUAGCUCAUUGGAUGCCCACUGCUAAUAACACGACAUCAGCUGAGAGGGAUUAUCACACUCCUCGUCCAAUACAAGCCGUUUGUGGGGACAUCAAACCUCUUGAAUUCGCCUGUGAGGACGUUGGAACAAGUUCAAAAAGCUCAGCAAGUGCUGGUGUUCCGUUUCUUUCUAAUGUUAAUUCUUCUGGAGAAGCUAUUUCGAAUAAUCCUCUGGGCUCAAAGAAAACACGUAUUGUGCCGUAUUAUGACUACCUCGAGAAAAGGAAAGGAAAAUCUGUUGUGGUUUCAAGCAGCAUGAGCCUAGCAAAUGAAACCUCCAUUAGUGCAUGCCGUGAGGAUUUUAGUUCAUCCUUAUUGUGCAGCCGUGAUUGGUUCAAGAAAAAUAAUGCAGUUGAAAUUAAUAAGAUUAACAUGCCUGUGCAUUUCAACCUUUUGCCGUUUUCAAGUCGAGGUAAAGGAGGCGUAAACCUUAGCCCUCUGAGUAGUUCAUCUGGUAGUGAAGGGGGCAAAAAUGCUGAGAGUGAUGAGUGUAAAGUUACUGUAAGGACUGAAGCAUCAGCUGAGACAGAGACCAUGGAGAUGGAUUUUCUGAAGGAUGAAAAAGUAAAUCCCGUUUAUAUGUUUAUUAGUAUUAUUAAGCAAUUUUCUCUAUCCAUUCCUGUAGGCACAACUUCCACCCCAUCAAUUAAGGCUUUCAACAUCGACUUGAAUUCCCGACCCCCAAAGGCCACUGUUCCCUCAAGAGAAACCGAACAUCAGUGGACCAAAACCGAAAAUGUCUGUCCUUACUCCUCAAAAACUCAGAGCCUUGAAAUGGACAUGCUCUUGGCCAAUGCUGAGCACAUAAUAUCAAAACCCAGUACUAUCAACCCUGACAUUUUGGACCCGUCUAAUAGAUGGGUCAAACGUCUCAAGACCAGCUCCCCAAACUUAAACCCUUCCUCACGAGGCACAAAAAUAUCGAGGCCAGAUGAAAUUUUUUCUGAUGACAACAAAAUGAGAAGCCAACUUAGAAAUAUACUUAAUAGUGGCAUUAUUAGCUCGGGACCAGAUAACAAGCAUGAAGGUAAGAAAAAGAUUUCGGGUGAUAAAAAUGAAGAUGAGGAGUUUGAUAUGGUGUGUGGAGGGAAAGAGAGUAAGGAGUUGUUGCUUUCGAAUGCUUGGAUUAAAAGGUGGCUGGCAAAGGGAGUCACAGAUAAGAAAACUGAUGCGUCUGGAGACUCGAAUGGGGAUAAGCUUGAAAAUAAGCGGUUCCCAAGCAUUGGUGCUAUGGCUCUAAUGGCAAAGGCUAUGCGUGGGUUACCAGCAUGUGAGAUUCAAAAGAGAGGCCCUAUCACUGUUUGGAACACCAAGACUUUUUGAAAAAGGCAUAAAAAUUGUUUGCGAGUGGAAUUAUGUCUACUAUGGUCCGUGUGUAGUGUAAGAUUUUUAUGAUCAGUAAUAAAGUAGUAAAAGACCGGCAAAUAGAUGACAAAGGAGAGUGUCGUCAACUCAUGUGCCUCCUUGAGCAAAAGCUUCAACAGCAAAAGCUUCAACAUUAGAAUCACAUGAUACAAUUAUGUGUCCAAAUUCACGAAAUAGAAAAGGAGUGAGACAACUGUUGGUUUCAUAAUGAUUUUGGUCCAAUGUUGCCAACCCCUUUAUCAGCAAGCAACCUUCUUAAUUAGAAAACACAUGGGCACUCAAAAUUACUAGAAAUUUUGAAGCAGAUAUUAAAUAUAGG